This is a messenger RNA of Toxorhynchites rutilus septentrionalis, 4858 nucleotides long. RefSeq lists its product as uncharacterized. Gene Ontology annotation, molecular function: monocarboxylic acid transmembrane transporter activity. Lineage: Eukaryota; Metazoa; Arthropoda; Insecta; Diptera; Culicidae. The transcript is spliced from 8 exons. The record is from RefSeq and is a predicted model, not a curated record. Gene Ontology annotation, biological process: transmembrane transport; monocarboxylic acid transport. The coding region runs from base 1363 to 4395 and encodes 1010 amino acids.
AGUUCACUAUUAAGCAUCGACCGAUGAAGUAGCUCAGGAGGGAACUCUGGUAAAUACACGAAAAAUCGGUGAGGUAUAUGAGAGGCGCACCAUACAUACAUGAGUAUAGCUUCCUAGCACCACCAGGUCAGCCCACAGGCCAACAUCUAUUCUAAUCGAAGUGAAAAUCGUGCUUUUGUGUUAACAUUACAUUUGUCGCGUAUGCUAUUUUUGAUGUUCGUGAGCAUAAAGUGUGGAUAAAAUAUCUGCAGAGUUUCUCCCCCUCAUCGUCCUUCAAUUAGUUUUAUGUAAAUCGUACCCUUGGAGCUGCUCUGUGUGUUUUCCAACAUCCUUGCGAAGGAAAAAUCUGACUCAAACGUCAGUGUGUGUGUAUGAUAGUGUUCGUGACGACGUGAGCAUUUUCACAGUGUGACAGCUUCAGAGCGCAGGAAAGUGAUACUGCAAGUGAAUAAAGGGAAAGUCGGUUGCAUCGGUUGCAUCAGCAUAAACAAACAACGACUUUAGCUGUUCAUUAUUCGAGUCACCCAGCAGAAUUCGAUAUGCGAUAAGUGGAGUGUUGCUACAAGAGAAGUGUUGAUAUUUUUUUUGCCUUGAUCGUCCACUUGUGUUGGUAUCGUUCGGUGUAUUAUUUUCCCAUCAUUCGCUCCCGCUCGCGGCUUGUGGAUAUCACCCAUUCGUGCAGAGUACAGAAGAGAACUCUCGAACACUGAGUGCUGCUGCUGCUUCUGGUUGUCAGUUGUUUCCCAUGCGGGAGGUGGAAGAAAUUUGAACAACGCAAGCAGAACGCGUGACACGCAUUGGCGUACGGCAGGAUCAUACGCGUGCCGUAGUGUUCAUACGCUUCGAUAAGAUUUGUGUGCGAGAGUUUGAAUUCAGUUCGUCUGCUCUGUGUUUUUGUUUUACAGUAAGUGAACGCAAAACUUUAUUUCUGUCUUGCCUAGAGUUUGUUUUUUUUUGUGUGAUACGCAUUCGUAACAAACAACGGUUCGUUAGCGUUCAGUUUGGUGCAUUUGAUUAGCUAGAGUUACGAACAAAGAACAGGCGGGUGCUAGUUCGGAGAGCUAUCUUUAUCAUUAACGCGGUGAGCAGGAUGUGCGGAUUUGGAGUUUUCUAGCAUCGUUUAACUGUGAUAGAUUUCAUAUUCAUUACAUUGUCGCGGGUAGUAAUCGGAUAAAACCGCAUGGACGCCUUUUCAACGAAACGUAAGCAGCAUUACACAACCGGUGACUUCAACUCGCCAGCCCCAUAUUCUAAACAGACGCAGAGGAAACGGAACGUGCUCUCUAGGCAAGAGGUAUUCCGCAUGCUAGCCCCUCAACUAGAUCCAUUAAUCGGGCGUAGUGGUCGCCAUCAACUCCAACAAUGGAUGUUGUUAGAGUCCCCAAAAGUAAUAGCGCAGAUAUCAACCAGCAGCACCAGCUGCAACCUCCUCAACAACAGCAGCAUUCUAAAGCAAAGGACAAUAACAGCAGCAGCAGCAGUAGCAAGAAUGGCUUAAAUCAGGCAGGCCUGCAGUCAUCGGCUGCCAGCAACAGUAAUAAUCAGUGUAUUAUCGAAUCGACUCCGAAGCAAUUACCGCCUGGCAGUGAUGCCAAACUGGCACCCGGCGGUUCGCUGUGUUCCAUCGUGAGUCAACAUCCGAUAUCGAGUGAUUCCGGAAAUAGUUCCUGCACUAGUGGUAACUGCAAUGGUAGUGGUAGUGGUGCAUCUGUUGAACAGACUAUUACCGCUGGCGCUUGUGGGGGAAUGUCGGCAGGUCCAGGGGUUACCGGAUGUGUAGGGUAUGAGAAAGAAAAUGAUAAAGUCGAGAAACAGUCGCUUUUGUCGAAGAACAUUUAUGUCAAUAAAAUAUAUGACGGUGGUAUUGCCGAGCGAAGCGAUGAUGACGGUGCCGAACCUAGUGACGUAAGGUUGACACAAAUAGGUGGGAUAAGUGAUUGUGUUGCGCCAAUAGAAGCGGAUGAAAACGCGGAAGAUAUUAAGCCACUGCUGCAGCUCAACUUGGAGAGUGAAAAACGCAAACCGAAAAGUAUUGUCAAGAGUCCUUCCAAUUUAAGUUUCGACCGGGAAUUGAACUGUAGUGCUCAGAAGCAGCGGCUUAACUUGCAGUUCCAGAAACCAGUGCAAACGGUGAUUGGUGAUCGACCGGUGCAUCACGUCCAGUUCAUCAAGCAGGACAACGGCUUCUGUUAUGGUGCCUCGAACGAGGAGCAGGUUGCUGUGGGUAAUAAGGGUCAAGUUUGUGGCAGCCCGGUGGGCAGCAUAUUGUCCCAUGAGUCAGGUUCUUCCACUGGGUCUUCCUCGGGAUCGUCAUCUAAUGAGAACAGUUCGCUGGGUGGAUAUGCGGAAGCUAGACCACCCGACGGUGGUUGGGGCUGGGUGGUUUGCUUUGCUUCGUUUAUGGUGAAUCUGAUUGCCGAUGGAGUAACGUUCAGUUUCGGGGUGCUGUAUGUUGAGCUGUUGAAUUACUUUGGCGAGGGAAAAGGCAAAACUGCUUGGGUUGGAUCGUUGUUUAUGGCAAUGCCGUUGCUUUCCGGUCCGGUGGCGUCCUUCCUAACGGAUCGAUACGGUUGUCGGAACGUUACGAUCGUGGGUUCCAUUCUGGCAUCCGCUGGCUUUGCAAUAUCUGCGUAUGUGGACUCGGUUGAAAUGUUGUACUUGACUUUCGGGGUGUUAGCUGGGUUUGGGUUGAGUCUAUGCUAUGUAGCUGCUGUUGUGAUUGUGGCAUAUUACUUCGACAAGAAGCGUUCCUUCGCGACCGGACUGUCGGUGUGUGGCAGUGGCAUCGGAACGUGUAUUUUCGCGAAGGUAACGCAGAUUCUUUUGGACGAGUAUGGCUGGCGCGGAACAACGCUCAUCCUUGCCGGUAUCUUUCUCAAUAUGUGUCUUUGUGGCCUUCUAAUGCGUGAUCUCGAGUGGACCACGCAUAAAUCAAAACUGAAGCGAAAACAGAAGGAAGCGGACUCGUACUCGGUGAGCAAUAGUACAAACACCGCCGGAACAACGAGCAAUCUGAAUGCAACCGAUGCUAAUUAUGGAGCCGCAAAUGGCUUUGGGGGGCUAGCUGGGUCGAAGCUGCAGGGAGCUAACGGAGAGGCUAUCGAUCCCGAUGAUCAUAGAUUGUUCAGUUCACUCAUCACCUUUCCUACCUUUAUUAAAAAUGGGGAGAAAGUACCGUUCGAAGUAUUAGAGUUACUCUACAAACAUCGAAAUGUGCACGAGCAUGUUUUGCAAAAUUAUCCCAAACUGCUACAUUCUCGUAGCUUUAGCGAACCUCUAGCACCUAAGAGCAACGAUCUUUCCCCCGAGAAAGCUGGUAAUCCAGACCAAAUAGUUUCCCCGGAUUCUCAGACGCAUCAUCACAUUAAUAUUACGGCUGAUGACGAUCCGGAUCAGCAGCAUCAAUUCUUGCAUCGCAUCCACAGUCACAGAUCGCCGGGCCUACGAACUCCAACCACAGCGUAUCUGAAGGAUCUCAGAAUGCAUCGGCACUCGUUAACGUACCGAGGUGCGAUGCUAAACAUUCAGCGCUACCGACUGCGGGCUUCGUCCUGUCCGGACAUCUAUCGCAACUCGAUGACAACGAUCGCGAAAGAGAAAACCGCCUGGUAUCAGGGCAUUGAUGAGUUUAAAACACUGCUGGUCAGUAUUUUGGAUCUGUCCUACUUUCGUGAUAUUCGCUUCCUGCUGUUUGCAAUGUCGAACUUCUUGCUGUACACCUGGUACGAUGUGCCCUAUGUGUAUUUGACGGAUAAUGCAACCGAAAUGGGAUUUUCGCCGUCCCAAUCGUCGAUGCUGAUUUCCAUCAUCGGUAUUGUCAACAUGGUCGGGGAGGUUGUCCUCGGUUGGAUGGGCGAUCGUAAGUCUGUGAAUGCUAACUUCACUUACGCUGUUUGUAUGGGAUUUUGUGGACUGGUCACGGCGCUAGUACCGUUAUUCACUGAUUAUACUGCCCUUUCCUGUCUGGCGGGCGCAUUUGGUUUGUUCAUCGCCGCCAAUUACUCCCUGACAAGUAUUAUAUUGGUGGAACUCAUCACGCUGGAACGAUUCACGAAUGCCUACGGAUUGCUGCUUCUGGUGCAGGGUUUGGCUAAUUUGGUGGGUCCACCGUUGGCCGGGUGGAUUUCGGACAUCACCGAGAACUACAAUCUGUCGUUCUAUCUAGCCGGCAUUUUUAUAGCACUUUCCGGCUUGCUGUUGCUUGUACUUCCUGCUAUUGGCAAGUACAAGAAAUUCAACCAAAGACGCACCUCGAAGGAAAAGAGCACCACUUUCGAUUGUUACGGGAUGAAUAAUUUGACAAGUUCCACCGGCAACAAAACGAACGGCGCCGCGGUGUUGCUUACCGACUGUUUCGUGGAGGAGAAACUGAUCAAGGCGGGAGCUGAUGUUUAGGAAGCGUCGUACAAUCGGGGAGUGGUUGAGAAAUUUAUUUUGAAUCGGAAGAAAAACCACAAAUAAUAAUAAUAGAAAAACAAACCAACAAACCAGUUUUAUCUCUCCAAUUUGAAUAUAAGUUAUUAUCGUUAAGAAACCUAGAGAAAUAAGCCACCGGAAAAGUUCUUUUUCCUGAUUUCCCACAGUUGAGACGAUUGAGUCUCUGUUUUUUAGUUCAAGUUAAAUGUGAUUAAAUCGAGAAUUUAAACCUAUUGAUUCAAUUUUGUGACAGUGAGCAGUAAGUUUUGUUUCGGUUCUACGGAACUGCUUUUGUAGCUUCCUAGAUGAUAAGUGAUAAGUUUUUUUUAAAAUAAUCUUUAAUCUGCUAGUCAGAGUGAUCACUUUGUUUCGAGUUGUUAUCGACUAUUGUAAUUGAAAAUACAAAAAAUAAACCAAUUAACGGAUAGUGGCAUACGCUUGA